Polyodon spathula (Mississippi paddlefish) is the source of this 903-nucleotide messenger RNA. Its product is annotated as histone H4. Gene Ontology annotation, molecular function: structural constituent of chromatin; DNA binding; protein heterodimerization activity. Gene Ontology annotation, cellular component: nucleosome. Gene Ontology annotation, biological process: nucleosome assembly. The record is from RefSeq and is a predicted model, not a curated record. Lineage: Eukaryota; Metazoa; Chordata; Actinopteri; Acipenseriformes; Polyodontidae. The transcript has a single exon. The coding region runs from base 235 to 546 and encodes 103 amino acids.
GUACGGUACUAUGGGUCAACAGACAAAGAGUUGGCAAAUAAGUGGUUAAGUCGAUACUGCAUUUUUUGAGGCGGUGCCGCGCGUUAUUGGGGGCGGUGCUGCUUCUUGCCGCCUUUUUCAGUGUGUCAUAGUUUCAACCAGGUCCGGUUUAAGUCUUUAAGAGAUCAGAGACACAUAAUUUGCUAAGUGUUUGUAACGCGAGUAUAUCUUGAAACGUUAUUAUAAAAUAAGACCAUGUCUGGUAGAGGUAAGGGAGGCAAAGGUCUCGGCAAAGGGGGCGCUAAGCGUCAUCGCAAAGUGCUGCGCGAUAACAUCCAGGGAAUCACCAAGCCUGCUAUUCGCCGCCUGGCUCGCCGUGGAGGAGUAAAGCGAAUCUCCGGCUUGAUCUACGAGGAGACCCGCGGGGUGUUGAAGGUGUUCUUGGAGAACGUGAUCCGGGAUGCAGUCACCUACACUGAGCAUGCCAAGAGAAAGACCGUCACCGCCAUGGAUGUGGUGUAUGCUCUGAAACGCCAGGGGCGCACUCUUUACGGAUUUGGAGGUUAAAAAAAAAACGAUUUCCCGGACUGAACUUCAAAAAACAAAUAAACAAAGGCUCUUUUAAGGGCCGCCCACUACUUCUUAAGAGAGUUAAAAGUAUAGAUGUACAUUUGAAAACAUAAACGUGUGAGGACGCUGAGAAACAAAACCCUUUGCAGUGAUUUUUUAUAAACCGUUUCACUUAAGACCCAGUUACGACUAAACGCAGAUCUAUCUAUCUAGCUACCUAUCUCAAAGAGCCAGCUGCCCAACAAUUCGAUAUGUUGCACAUGUAUUUCGCAAAGGAGCAUAUGUUUGAAUGAAAACAUUGGAGGUAUGUAUCGGUUUGUGACGGCAUGACCUUGACUUAUUUAUAUUAAAGUU